Messenger RNA from Solea senegalensis (Senegalese sole), 1974 nucleotides. It is a transcript of the gene nemp1, whose product is annotated as nuclear envelope integral membrane protein 1. Gene Ontology annotation, cellular component: nuclear envelope. The coding region runs from base 11 to 1309 and encodes 432 amino acids. The transcript is spliced from 9 exons. Lineage: Eukaryota; Metazoa; Chordata; Actinopteri; Pleuronectiformes; Soleidae. The record is from RefSeq and is a predicted model, not a curated record.
UGUCCACAUCAUGGCGGGAUGCAUGAAUAUGACAAGCGGUUGCCUCGUAACCGGUGUUAAACUACUGGUUUUCAUCGCACUGGUCCUCUGGUUACCGCAAAAAUCACUCCAGGAUGCGGAAAACAAAAGUCCAGUAAUGGAUCUGCAGGAUGGAAAGGAGUAUGUUCUGUCAGGUUCCAACCGCUUCUGUUAUAAAAACAACAUUGUGCCAACCUGGAGGCAAACAUGGACGAGAACUCAGGUCAAAGUGUGGAGUUCAAACGUGUUCAAGGUGAUAAUAGUGGAAGGUGAGGAGGAACUGCAGGAACUGGAGCGCUUCAGUGUGUGGGGCUGGUUUCGGAGCUUGUUACACGAGAGGCACAAUGAAUCCACAAUUAACAUCAACCUUUUCAGCAAGAGGACGUGCUUCAGGAUUGAUCCGAGUGCAAACAGCCAGUAUACUAUCAAGUCCAUUCGCAAGUUUGAUAUCUAUCUGUUUUUGGUUUUCCUCUCCGGGGCAUUGUUGUUGGUCUUUGCAGACUCACUCAGCAGGAGUCAGCUUUUCUUCUACUCUGCUGGUAUGAGCACAGGCAUGAUCGCCUCUCUCAUCAUUGUCGUCUUCAUCUUGGCACGUUUUUUACCAAAGAAAAGCCCCUUUUAUUUGUUAAUUGCUGGUGGCUGGUCAUUCUCUCUGUACACCAUCCAGCUCGUUUGCCGGAACCUCAAGAUAAUUCUGCAAGAACACUGGAACUUGGCAUUAGGUUAUGUUGUAGUGGUGGGAUUUGUCAGUUUUGCCGUGUGCUAUCGCUACGGUCCUCUGGUGGACGAGAAGAACAUUAACAUCUUGUCGUGGACACUGCAGCUGUUCGGCCUCCUCCUCAUUUACUUAGGAAUUCAAAUUUGGCAAGUUGCCGUUGCUAUCAUGUUGGCAGCUUUGCUGUCCAAAAACCUGGAGUACCCAGUUUCUUUGGCCGUCAUUAUAUGGAGGAAAAUGAGACGGAUUGUUCACUGGAAGCCACAGCCGCGUCGUCUGUUAACUGAGGAGGAGUAUCAGAGGCAGGCAGAGGAAGAGACUCGACGUGCACUGGAGGAGCUGAGGAAGUUUUGUAACAGCCCAGAGUUCAGCCCAUGGAAAGCAGUGUCGAGGCUUCAGUCCCCAAAAAGGUUUGCCGAUUUUGUUGAAGGGUCGCUUCACUUGAUGCCAAACGAGGUGUCUGUCCAUGCACAGGAAUAUGGCUUCGGUGGAUCGUUUUUUGAGGAUGAAUUCUUUGACACCGAUGACGACGAUGAAGAAGAAGAAGAUUUGAAGCCUCUGAAGAAACUGGAGUGAGAGAGAGUGUAUAGUGUUGGACGUGGUUGAACACAGGAACUAUACUUGAUGCCUGUCAGAAAGGUAGACAGGUAACGGCUCUCCUCAGCUUCUGUGCGAACAGUCCAGGCAGACCUCAAGUGAUUGACUGUGGAGAGAAGUUUUAAAAACACAAACCUUGGGUUGUUGCUUAAGUCACGGGAGCUCACACUGCCAUGGCAUUGAAAACAAAACAACAACCAAAAACUCAGUGACAAGCCCGGGCAGAUCUGUGUGAUCAUAAUCAUCAACCUAGAAAAAAUAUUGUACAGAAUUUCCAUUCAUGCCACAUCUCUCCUGUUUUAGAGGACAAAGGUCUAUGGAAAAAUUGAGUUUAUGAACUCAAAGCUUUUUGGAUGUCAAAGCAUUUUGUGUUUCAUGGUCGUCUUGACUUGUGUGGUCUUUAAUCAUAGAUUAGAAACAGUUUUAUUUAAAACCACAGUGGCUGCCUACAACAAGUAUCCGAAUAACAUGUAUGUGUGGUGUUUUUUCAGUCCUCUGAACAGCAGUGUGAUAACACUGGUGGUUGUUAUUUCAGCUUAAUUAUUCAGGGAUAAAGGUUUGUGUUUAGUGUUUUUCAAUUAAUUUUAAUGGCAAUUAAUCAGCAGAGUUGUCUCUCACUAUUUUGAAUAAAAAUGUAUAUUUGA